AAACCGCGUGACUUGACCCGACCCACUGCGAUCUAUCGAAAUUAAAGGCGGAAGAAACCUAUCAUUGUUCUUUUACGCUCUCAUUGAAUCGAACCCUAGGUAUGGCUGGACCCGACGCAAGCUGUGUGGAUGAGAUCUGCCAGGGAGAUGAAAUGGUUUCAAAAGGCGUAAGAAACCUAGCCAUCUUCUUUGAGACUCUCGGCGCCUCUUCUCCGGAUACAAGGAAACAGUUCAGUUCCAGGGCCCGGGCACCUAGUUCUAAAACCAGCAAUCGAAAAGGUUGCGGAGGAUCCGCUGGUUCAGGUUUUGCCUUAGGCACCUAUACCUAUACUCCUGUCGACUUCAGUUCCAAGUUCAGAGGACCAGUGGCUGGUGGAGGCCCUUCAAUGGACAAAGCAGUGCCUUGCAAUGAGUGUUCUAAGGAGCACCCUCCUUAUUCUUAUUGCCCUUACGCGCCUUGUCAUAUUUGUUAUAAGGUUCACCACCCUAGUUAUUGCCCUUACUUCGACCAUAUCCCACAGGGUGCAACUUUUCACCAGGGCUAUGAAAUAAUUUGUGGAUGUGGUAAUGAAUUUAAUGAGGAUAAGUGGGUUUGUACCUCUUGUGGUGGGAGCAGAGCAGUGCUUAAGGUCAAGUGUUGUUCCAUUUGUAAUAGCGUGAAACAGCAUGGCGCAUAUGAAUGCCCGAAGGACAAGGUUCUUGCUGCCAAGUAUAAAUUGGUCAGAGACAAGAGGCGUUCAGUUGUGCCGAAUAGGAUUCCCUAUGACACUGUUUGUAUUCCAAAAUCAUCAUCAGAAAAGAUCUAUGUUCCAACUCCUCCUCCUGGGUGGGUUUGUGGACACAUGAAAGAAGGCUCGUAGUUGCUGUCGAGAUAGACGAAUGUCAACCCGCUUCGUUUGAGCCACGAGCUCGUAGUUGCUGCAGCCUCAACAGAGUCAAUAGACACGCAAUCCUAAAUUUUUGUAUUGUUUCAAAUUUUAUUUAUUUUUUCUGUGAAGGAAAUAGAAAGUAUAGGUCGCAGGUGUUCGCUGUAUUAUUUGGUGAAUUUAAGCCGAUUAAUGUCAUUUUUUGGAGGCAGGAGGGAAUUUAAUCUA
This is a messenger RNA of Rosa rugosa (rugosa rose), 1094 nucleotides long. RefSeq lists its product as uncharacterized. Bases 102 to 860 code for a protein of 252 amino acids. The transcript has 3 exons. Lineage: Eukaryota; Viridiplantae; Streptophyta; Magnoliopsida; Rosales; Rosaceae. The record is from RefSeq and is a predicted model, not a curated record.